Molecule: messenger RNA, 1086 nt
Organism: Fulmarus glacialis (Northern fulmar)
Lineage: Eukaryota; Metazoa; Chordata; Aves; Procellariiformes; Procellariidae
Gene: TMEM106C
Product: transmembrane protein 106C
Exons: 10
Coding region: 1-1086 (361 amino acids)
Source: RefSeq, a predicted model, not a curated record
AUGGGUUCUGUGCUUUCCCUCUCUGUUAAUAACGCUGCCUCCAGGCAGAGGAAGAAGGCUGAGGAUGACGAUGAUGACUUACUUGAUAGCCGAGACCGUGUGGAAGACAUUGCCAAGUUUCCAUAUGUUGAAUUCACAGGUCAGGACAGCAUCACCUGUCCCACUUGCCAAGGCACUGGCUGCAUUCCCACAGAGCAGGUAAAUGAGUUGGUGGCUCUGAUACCCUACAGUGACCAACGGCUUCGUCCACAGAGAACGAAGCUGUACGUCCUGCUGUCCGUGCUGCUCUGCCUGCUGAUAUCGGGGCUGGUGGUUUUCUUCCUGUUCCCACACUCUGUCCUGGUGGAUGACGACGGUAUUAAAGUGGUUCAGGUUUGGUUUGACAAGAAGAACUCCGUUGUCAUUCUUGCCAUCACGGCCACCUUGCGGAUCAGGAACUCCAACUUCUACUCGGUGACGGUGACCAGCCUGACUAGCAAGGUGCAGUACAUGAACACUGUGGUGGGAACGCAGCAGAUCACCAACGUCUCCAGCAUCCAGCCCCUGAGCGACAAAUUGGUGAAUUUCACUGUGAAGGUGGAGCUGGGUGGACCCUUCUCCUAUGUGUAUUUCUUUUGCACGUUUCCCAAGGUGAAGGUACAUAACAUAGUGAUCUUCAUGAGGACAUCGGUGAAGCUCUUGUACAUCGGGCACGUGACGCAGAGCGCUUUGGAAACGUACCACUACGUGGACUGCAGUACCAACUCCACGGCUGCCCAGGACCCCCUGCCUCUGCUGUCCCCCUCGAUAUUUUGUUUGCUGGCAGCUGAGGCCACCUACAGCAAACCGAUACCAAAACACCGCUGUCUUAAUGAAGACAGCCUCAUUUUUCUGGAACUCGAUCGCUACAGCUGCCCUCGUUUCUUCUCUGCCUGCACCUACACCUUUCUCCGGCUGUUGGAUGCGAGGUUAUGUGAGUGUGUGUGUGUGGAAACAAAGCGCAGGGAACGGGGGGCCAAGAAACUCAAUCAGGGAGUGGCGAAGCACCUCCAUUCCCGCCUGGGACCAGUGAUUCCAGUGGCUGUCAUGCUGCGCAGUCUCUGGUGA